This is a messenger RNA of Lagopus muta (rock ptarmigan), 8594 nucleotides long. RefSeq names its product unc-5 netrin receptor D (gene UNC5D). Gene Ontology annotation, molecular function: protein binding; netrin receptor activity. Lineage: Eukaryota; Metazoa; Chordata; Aves; Galliformes; Phasianidae. Gene Ontology annotation, cellular component: membrane. Bases 95 to 2944 code for a protein of 949 amino acids. The record is from RefSeq and is a predicted model, not a curated record. Gene Ontology annotation, biological process: netrin-activated signaling pathway. The transcript has 17 exons.
AACGCGGGAAGCGACUUCUCUCUUCACCUGCGGCUCUGGCGGAGGUUUGCAGCCUCAGCUCCGGUCGAGGAAGGAGCGGAGUUGCGGGGCCGGCAUGGGCGGAGGGGCUGAGAGGGGCGGCUGCGCCCCGCGCCUGGAGCUGCUGCUGUUCCUGGGGCUGUGCGGCCGCGCGGCAGCGCUGAGAGGAAAUGAUAACAGCGAAGCCCUUCCAGAGUCCAUCCCAUCUGCUCCUGGAACGCUGCCUCACUUCAUGGAAGAACCAGAUGAUGCCUACAUUAUUAAAAGCAACCCCAUUGUCUUACGCUGCAAAGCCAUGCCAGCCAUGCAGAUUUUCUUCAAGUGCAAUGGUGAAUGGGUCCACCAAAACGAGCACGUGUCGGAGGAAAGCAUGGAUGAGACCACAGGCCUGAAAGUUCGAGAGGUGUUCAUCAAUGUGACGAGGCAGCAGGUGGAAGACUUUCAUGGGCCAGAAGAUUACUGGUGUCAGUGCGUGGCAUGGAGCCAUCUGGGGACCUCAAAGAGCAGGAAGGCGUCCGUCCGCAUCGCUUAUUUAAGGAAAAACUUUGAGCAAGACCCCCAGGGGAAGGAGGUUCCUAUUGAAGGGAUGAUCGUUCUGCACUGCCGGCCCCCCGAGGGCGUCCCUGCAGCUGAGGUGGAAUGGCUGAAGAAUGAGGAGCCCAUAGAUUCCAACCUGGAUGAGAACAUCGACACCAGAGCAGAUCACAACCUGAUCAUCCGACAGGCGCGUCUGUCCGACUCUGGGAACUACACCUGCAUGGCUGCCAACAUUGUUGCCAAGAGGAGGAGCAUGUCUGCGACAGUCGUGGUUUAUGUUAAUGGAGGCUGGUCGUCGUGGACUGAGUGGUCCAACUGCAACGCGCGGUGCGGUCGGGGCUGGCAGAAGCGAUCGAGGACCUGCACCAACCCUGCCCCACUCAACGGAGGGGCAUUCUGCGAAGGAAUGUCUGUGCAGAAGAUCACCUGCACUUCUCUUUGCCCUGUGGAUGGAAACUGGGAGGUGUGGAGUGAAUGGUCUGUGUGCAGCCCAGAGUGUGAGCAUUUGAGGGUUCGGGAAUGUAUUGCACCAGCUCCACGAAAUGGAGGAAAGUACUGCGAGGGCCUGAGCCAGGAGUCAGAGAACUGCACCGAAGGGCUUUGCAUUCAAGAUAAAAAACCUCUUCAUGAAAUAAAAUCCCAAAAUAUAGAGACAGCCAGUGACAUUGCCCUGUACUCUGGCCUGGGAGCAGCAGUGAUUGCUGUAGCUGUGCUGGUGGUUGGUGUUACCCUUUACAGACGGAGUCAGAGUGAGUACGGCGUGGAUGUGAUUGAUUCAUCUGCACUGACAGGAGGCUUCCAGACAUUUAAUUUUAAGACAGUCAGACAAGGUAACUCCCUGCUUUUGAAUUCAUCCAUGCAGCCUGACUUGACAGUGAGCAGAACGUACAGUGGACCUAUCUGCCUGCAGGAUCCAAUGGACAAGGAGCUAAUGACAGAGUCUUCACUGUUUAACCCACUGUCAGACAUCAAAGUCAAAGUUCAGAGUUCGUUCAUGGUUUCCCUAGGGGUGACAGAGAGGGCUGAAUAUCCUGGAAAGGCACAUUCUGGAACUUUUCCUCAUGGGAAUGCUAGAGGGUUUGGAACAAUGCAGGCUAGAAACAAGGCUGCAUAUAUUCAGAACCUGUCUUCAAUUUCAACAAGAAAUGAGCUGAAGACAACUGCUAUCUUUGGACACCUGGGAGGUCGUUUAGUGGUUCCAAAUACAGGAGUCAGUCUGUUGGUGCCACAUGGAGCAAUUCCUGAAGAGAGCUCAUGGGAGAUCUAUCUUGCUAUCAACCCAAGAGAGUCCAGCCUACAGCCAGAAGGCCCAGAUGUCCUCCUGGGACCAGAAGUGACAUGUGGCCCUUCGGAUGUCUCUGUCAGCUCUCCAUUUGCCUUGACUAUCCCACACUGUGCAGAAGUAAAUUCAGAGCACUGGAAUAUCCACUUGAAGAAAAGGACUCAGCAAGGAAAAUGGGAGGAAGUGAUGUCUGUGGAAGAGGAAACUACUUCCUGCUACUGCCUGCUGGAUCCUUAUGCCUGUCACAUUCUCUUAAACAGCUUUGGAACUUAUGCACUUAUUGGAGAACCCAUCUCUGAGUGUGCCGUCCGACAGCUGAAAGUAGCGGUUUUUGGCUGCCUGUCUUGCAAUUCUCUGGAUUACAAUCUGAGAGUGUAUUGCAUGGAUAACACACCUUGUGCAUUCCAGGAAGUGGUUCUGGAUGAAAGGCUCCAAGGAGGACAAUUACUGGAUGAACCCAAACUUCUGCAUUUCAAAGGGAAUACCUUCAGUCUCCAGAUAUCUGUCCUCGAUAUCCCUCCUUUCCUUUGGAGAAUCAAACCUUUUACUGCCUGUCAGGAGGUCCCAUUCUCCCGUGUGUGGUGCAGUAACCAGAAGCCACUGCACUGUGCCUUCUCCCUGGAGCGUUACACUCCUGCAACCACACAGCUGUCCUGCAAGAUCUGCGUCCGGCAAGUCAAGGGGCACGAGCAAAUCCUACAGAUCCAGACCUCCAUCCUCGAGAAUGAAAGAGAAACCAUUGCUUUCUUUGCACAUGACGACAGCAACUUCCCCGCACAGAUGGGUGCAAAAGCAUUUAAAAUCCCAUACUCCAUCAGACAAAGAAUCUGUGCAACAUUUGACACACCCAAUGCCAAAGGCAAAGACUGGCAGAUGCUAGCACAGAAAAACAGCAUCAGCAGGAAUCUCUCCUAUUUUGCUACACAAAGCAGCCCAUCUGCAGUCAUUCUGGACCUCUGGGAAGCCCGACACCAACAUGAUGGAGACCUCGACUCCCUCGCUUGUGCCCUGGAGGAAAUAGGAAGGACACACUCUAAAAUCUCAGACAUAACAGAAACUGAGAUUGAGGAGCCUGACUUCAACUACAGCAGACAGAAUGGACUUUAAUCCUUCAUUUCCAUUGAAGAACCGAUGGCCAGCUGACUUUCACACCUGAAAAUCUCUUUGGCAGGGAGGAAAUAAGGGUUUCUGCACACUGCCCAAGGAAGCAGAUGCAUCUCCACAAUGCCAUUUUCAGUUGGAGGAGCAGAAGCAGCCCUAUUAAAAAUCAUCUCCAUAAUAAGGAAAACAAGCUGUCCCUGUGCUACAGUCCUCUUUCAUUUAAAAUUCAUGUUUCAGAUUCAAAAAUGAGACUGCACAUCAAUCAUUCCCAGGGGCAGGAAGGAGCGAGGUACAGAGCUGUGCAAGGUAAAUAUUAUGACAUCCUAUAUUUAGGAAACAGUGAUGCUAAAGAAGAAUACAAUGCCUACUAAAAUACAAUGCCUAGUGCUAAGCAGUGAGUAUUUAGAGCCACUAGAGGUUAAUCUCAGUGUAAGAGUUUGUGUUCUUGGGGCCCUGAGUCCCCCUGUUUCCAACUUAACGCACCUGAAAAGUGGAUGUAAAUGCCAUUUGCUGGCAUCAUGUUCACUCUGUGCAUUUGCUGUAGUUUAGCUAAAGGAAAACUGAAAAUCUGACCUUCUCCUGUUCAGAGAUUUGAGGAAUUAAUAGAUUGUCUAAGUAUUAGAUAUCAGAUGUCAACCAAACAAUUCUUUUUACAAAGUCAUUCAAUGAAUGUAGCCUUGCUGCAGAUUCUCCUGCCUGUUCUGAUAACAAAAACAGAGCAAAGCCCUUCUCUGUGCAGUCAGUGUUUGUGAGCAUGUGUGACCAAUGCCCUAAAGUUCUCCAUUUGCAGAAUUUCAUGUGGUACAAAACUUGUUGCUUUGGGGUGGAUUUAAACAACCAAAUAAAAUGCAGGAGGUUGCCAGUCCUGAACUGAAAGCUGGAGGUAAAUUCAUUCUGCACACCUUAAUUUUGCUUUAGGUUCAUACCAACACAAUAACCCCCACUUAUCACUACCAGAAAUUAGCCUGAUUUACUGUACAGCUUGCAUGUUGUGCAGGAGAUAGAGCUGGCUGCAUUACCUUUGGUCUAUUUACCCCCACAUCUGGAACAGAGCUAGUGAAUUCUCAUCACUUUUUACCCAUCUCAUGCAAAUAUGAUUCAUUGCUUCAACUGAACCAAAAAAAAAGAGAAAAGCUGUCACUGUGAGUCAGCAUCCUGGCAGAACUGGUACCAAACCAAACACCACCAGUGUUCUCACUUGUACUGUCUUUGAGAAUUACCCAUAGUACUCGUAUUGGGCUGAGAGCAGCAUGACAGGGCAGGUACUUAGUGGGGAAAUCCAUAAUGAUCCAAAAUCAUUUCUUCAUCUGGGAUCCCAGAUCUGAACAGUACAAUCAAUGGCUGUGAAUGGGACUUUGCUUGCUCUUGUUGACCUGAAACAGCCAAUUUCAUGGCUUUCCCAGCUGAGCAGAUGGACUUACAAACACUUGGACUUCCCCAACCAUUUUUUAAAUGUUAGUAUUUCACACAGUCUGACAUCAGCACUCCUGUUUGCAAUGGGAACCCAUAACUGCUGCAAGCAUAUUUAAGACCAAGACAAAAAUACCAGCUUAGCUGGCAGCAAGCUGUCACUUUUCUCAGCAGCACAUGGUUCUUUGAAUUAUACUUGCAGUGACUUCCAUUCCUCCUCCCCAGAAACUUAUUUUUCAUUGGACAAAACAUCAUGAAUAAAAAAAUUGCCAAUGACAUCAAUAGAAAAGCAACAGAAUUUUCGUGAGCUGUGGUUGUCUGGGAAACCCACUACAGCCUCUCUCCAGCAGUUAAUUGUUCUCAGCAUCUCCUCGGAUGCAGUUUUAAUUUGGUUGCUGCUUUUUCAAUCUAACUCCAGUUUGCCACCCCAGCAAAGACCCAACGACUCCCCUGGCAGUGCCACAGCUUGCUGUGGUGCUCUGCAGAGCUCUCUGUGGCUCCUGCUUCUGUUGUCCCAAUCUGCUAAGCCACACACAGGGGUCAAAGCUCUGCAGAGCUCAGCCCUCACCACCUCACUCAGGAAACAUGCAGUGUUUACAUCCUGGACUGGAAUAGAGAUGUGAGAAACCAUCCAGCUCUGCCUGCCUACUAUUUGUGCAGCAGAAAGAUGCCAGACCUGUCCAGCCUGAUUUCCUCUGUGUGCACCAAACCUGCAGAUGGAAGGGAUCAGGGCUGAUACCAAAAUCCACAUCCAACCCCAACUCCCAUGAAGUCUGCCCUCUGAAUUACGUACUAAAAAGAAUAUCAUUUCUUAUUUUAAAAUGCUGGAACAGAAGCUGUUCUGUUUUGGGCCCGAGGUAAGAUUUCAAUUUUGCUUUGCUCAAUAGAGAAUUGUUAUUCUGUUUCCUGGCUUUUGUUCAGUUAUGCCAAAGCAGCUUCUUUGCUGCUGACCUUCCUUUUGUGAAUCUACACUGAGAACUGACUUCUAACCUAGUAUUGUUUUCGUGACCUUUAGUUGUUUAAAUAUUACUCUAACAUUUCUAAUCCAUUUAUCUCAGUGGAAAGGAAUUUGAAAUAGGAGCUGGACUUCUAGCCUACAUUUCUAACUUGUAUUGAUCUGGCUGUACUUCUGUGUUGUGGAGGAUCUGCCCUACUGUACCAUAGAAAACAUCCUUUUAGCCUUACAGUAUCUCUGAUUGCAACUGGCACUGCAAGUCUAGGGAAGUGGUCUAAGAAAUGAGUUCAGUAUUAAAGGGCUUCUUCAGUCAGCCCACUGCUGCUACCUGAUAGGAACCCUUCAUUCCUCACCAUUCACACACUCAGUAUCAAUCACAGAGGAUGAAGAUCUUGCUAGAGCAUAAAACCACAAGAAACAGCUGUGAGUGCAGCACUCUAGGAUACAGUAAGUGACUUUGCAGCGCAAAUCACUCCAGCAUCAUCAGAGAGGAUGCAAUUGCCUGAACGUCCAGAAAAUAAAAUGGUGAGGGAAAAAAAAAACCCCAUAUAGCUUAAAAGAUAACCAUGAGAAGUGACAAAGAAGUGCAUCAUACCACAAACGUUUUCCAUAGAGAGGAAAUUGUUCUCCUUGAUGACGCUGCUCUUAGUGGGCAGCAAUCAGACAGCAAGUAUUUAAGUCAGACUUCUCUGUUCCAUUUUCUCCCACUCCUGGGAACUUUGCAUUUCUUGUAUCUUAGAUAUCUGCUGCAGAUACGGCUGUUUUCAGAUGCUCCCUUUCUGUUGUUUUAUGUUAGUGUCAUGGGAUGAUAUUAAUAAAACUUAGCACUUUUAAUUAUAGAGGCUUGCACCAGUUAUCCUCCCUUCUUCCUGUGUUGUCCCAGUUUUAGAGAGAGAAAUGUUAACAUUCAGGAGGAAAUGUCUCUGCUGCCAUUUAACAAGGCAGCCACAAAUGGAUUUUGUUACCAUUAACAGCAAGGCAGUACAACAGGAGAUGUUAAAUGCUGCUUUAAUUUCUCUAUUUCACAUUAAAACACAGCUUUUCUCCCCACCAAAGGCUGCUGCAAGGAUGCUCUGCAAUACAAUAUUCGCUCAGAAUAAGUUAGAAUUAGUAUGUAAAUUUUAUAUAAAUAGAUAUGUUGACAAGGAUCUGCAAUCUUAACAUUCCAGGAGCAUAUUUUUUUAACAUCCAUGUUAUAUUUUUUUCUGAGAACUGCGUUUCUGUGAUUUGAUCCCAAACCCAGCUGUGUAAAGGAGCUCCCAAUGCAGGAUUAGGGGCCAGAAAUCCAAACCUGAUUCUUUUCCUCUGUUUUAUAAAUUAUGACCUUUGAAAAACAACUCAGAAGCCUCCUUGCAAACCAAAAGGCAGCAGGGAGAACUGCAGUGCUGCUCACUGGAGGUCCCACCGAGCUGCCAUGGUGACACAGCCUUGCUCUAUUUUCCAUCUUCCCAAAGGCUCCCAGGUAGUUCUGUGCUGUGACCCCUUUCAGACUCAUAUGUUUUAAAAUGACUUUAAACAAUUCUUUUUCCACCAAAGUGACACACUGCCCAGCUUUUGCCACAACUGCAGUAUCACAAAGCUGAUAUCCAGCUUUGCAACACUGCUUUUGCAGCCCCGUAGUUUACAUGAAGAGACAUUAAGCCACGAAAAAAAGAGCCUUACUCCGUGAGUUUACCUUCUAACUUCAUUUACUACAGCAAAUGCCAUAAACCCACCAUGCCCUCCUACAAAAACGUUACUGGGGCAUUUUGUAACAGAUGGAAAGAUAUCAGUGCUAUUCUCUUACAGCACAGAGAAGUAGUGCUGUUAUUAUUUUUAUCCCUGGCAACAGCUGCUCCCCCCAAGGCCUUGCAGGCAAUGAGAGCAAGGAAGGGCUCAUGGCCAGCCCCCCCCCUUAGCACUGCCCUGCAAUCCAUUCCUUUCAUGCCACUUGAAUGACAGUUCUAUGAGUAGGUUUUAAAACCUUCAGUAACAUUCCAGCUCUUAUUUCCCACUAGAAAAAGUAUCAUGUGUGGAUACAGCAAAACAAAAACAAGCCACAAACUUUUGGGGCAGUUCUCAUCAUCCUCAUGGUUGGAGCCUAGGAAAUAUAGCCCUGAGGCAAAGGACUGCAUUCCAUCUCAGAUUAACUGAACGAAAACAGGGAACCAUAUCCUCCUCAUCCUUAACAACUGUGAAUGAACUGCAGGUUUGUCCUUGCAGCCUUUACUAUGCUGAGCUGUACACGGGAAACCCUCACAUCUUACACAGCAGUAGAAAUGGUUGACGCCAUUGGCCAAGAACUUCUUUCAUGGUAAACCUGCUGAAAAAGUGUUUUCUGUGGGUCGUUCAUCUGUGAUAUGUGCUGGGGAAAUUAUUCCCUUGGCACUGUUCCUGCUUGGGGAGAGGCUGGCGGCUGUUCCACAGCAGUGUGUAAAAUGCACAGAUAUCCUCUCCUGCAUAGAUAAUCAUUGCCUAGCUAAAAUUGCCAAGAACAUCCAGGGCUCCUGGAUGAACACAGGACUGUAAAGAGUGGGAGUAUAGCACAGGUAUAUAAGAACUGCAGCAGCAACAACAAAAACCCUCAAUCCACUGGCAAAGACCGCAAACCAUUUUCUGAUACCACAGCCUCGUCCUUCUCUCUCUCAUUACCAAUGCUAACAUAUACAGUACCAAAAAAAUCUCUUUUCCACCAUGGACAAAUAGAACAACCUCCCUAAGACUAAAGGGCCACUCACAGAAUCACUGGAUAGUACCAGUGCCCACAAAGCAGACAACAGAACCAAUGUUUCACUCAUUGCUACAGGAGAAAACCCUCUUGGAAUCCACCUUCACUGUUCUGUCCAAAAGUAAAACAAGUGUUUAGGAAUUUGACACUAUACUUUUUGUAUUAGAGGUGAAUAGUACAAACUUUACUAGUGCUUCUUGUCUGGGGCUCGGGUGGGUAGGGGUGUCUUGUAAUUUUCAAGCUAUUGCAAAGCUGCUUUUAAAUAAGCUGUUGAGUUGUGUUGACUAACUGGUUUGUGCUUUACAAGGGAAUCCAGGUGAGCUGGGGUUCAAUGGGCAGCCUCCUUGCCUUACAGGGUAACUAGAGCUGAAGUCACUUGUGAAAAAUGUAGCCAAGGGAUAGGGAGAUUAGACAGCCCAUCCCUGAUCUGUAAUGUAGUGUCCUGUAAUUAAUGAGAUUAGCCACUCACCUACCGUAGAACCGUGGUUUCGUCAGCAGCUGCUUAGUUUGUUUGCCCCGGUGUGAUAACCUUGGUUGAGAAUGUACUUCUGCAGAUUUCAGAUGUCAACCCCCCCCAUCCCCCC